AUGCAAUUGAUUGUUGUAGACAACCACGUGAUGAUAACUCAAAAUAAGUCCUUCGAAGAAGCGCAUGAACUAAAGCGUUUUGGUCUUAACGUGUGGUCUCUACCAUUCAAAGAACGCACGAUUAACAGACAAAAGCAGAUAGCGUAUUUUUUUCAUAAGUAUAGGGACUGCCAUGCGUCAGUCAUUCAAAACGAUAAAUGGGGGUAUAAGCCUCUACUUGAUCCAUCUUAUUUACUAGUUAUUGAUCCUAAAGUGAGAGCUAGGUUAAAAUUAAAAGGUCACACCACAGGGACUCCAUUAGACAGCAAUAAUGCUCUGGUACCGCGUGUUGUAGAAUCCUGCAAACGGUUACUCCUGGUAAUUGUAAGGAUUGCCUCAGGCAUGCUGUAA
Molecule: messenger RNA, 390 nt
Organism: Mycotypha africana
Lineage: Eukaryota; Fungi; Mucoromycota; Mucoromycetes; Mucorales; Mycotyphaceae
Exons: 2
Coding region: 1-390 (129 amino acids)
Source: RefSeq, a predicted model, not a curated record